AUGACGGUCGCCCCUAAGCGCGGAAGAAAGCCGAUACGCGAAUCGUUGCCCCAAUACCGUUCUGGUUCCAGGCAGUCAGCAUCGACUCCAGCAAAUCCCCUAACGAGAACCAACAUCACGAGGAAUCAGGAUACGGACACACUUUCUGCCCUAGUCCUACCUCGUUCCAUGGACCGACCACUUAACCCUGUGCCGACGACCUUGUCGUCCACAUCCUUAUCGAGAAUACCAGACUUCAGGCUCAACGGCUCCUACUCCCAUCUAAGAAGUGACUCGGGCCUGGCACUGCACACAAAUCAAGCAGCAUUUCGCCAGUACACGGACUACAACUCGGAUGGCUCACUCACGUACCGGCCUUCCCCUCCUAUGGCGAUUAGCUUGUAUGAGGUCGACAGCAUCGAGGAAGUGCCCACAAAACCACCACCGGCAGUUACCAAGGUUCUACCUCCAUUCUUCGACCCCGCCAUGGUUAAACUUGCCUUCUCCGAUCCGAUAACCGAGCAAAGAAUCCGCAGGUUUGCAGAGAUCAGGCAUGGUUCAGCAGACCUCGAGUUCUUACUACAGGUGGAAAGGUGUUCUCAGACCCUGGGUGAUAUGGUCUCCUUGAUGACCUCCAUAUCAUCCAAGACAUUCACCGGAGCAGCCGCCUCGCCAAUCCCAUCAUCGUCACUCGCCCUGUCCCCGGAUGUGGCCAGCACUCUCAAGUCCAACACAAAGCAGUGCGCCAGAACGGCCCUGCCGGUGUUGAGCAAGCUGUACGAUGAUACCAAGGCGGCUGUUGAGGAACGGUUGGCCCGUGACGUCUACCCAGAGUUCGUCAAGUAUCAGCUCGCUCAGCGCAUGACAGCAUUGUUGUCGGCGAACAGCGCUUCUUCUGCCGAAAUCAAGUCGGUAUACCCUGGUCUUGGUGAUGCUUUCUGCAUGACCGACCCCCUUCAGCCAGACAACCCCGUCGUUUACGUGUCGGACGGUUUACUGGACAUGACCGGCUAUCGGCGCAAUGCAAUCACCAAGAAAAAUAGCAGGCUGCUUCAGGGUGUCGCGACUGACCCGCUCGCUGCACAGAGGGUCAGCAAUGCCAUCUCGACCAGGAGAGAAGUGGUUGAACUGAUGGUGAACUAUCAAUCUGAUGGCACUCCCUUUUGGAACUUGCUUUUUAUCUGUCCUCUGAUGGAGCGUGGAGUCAUCCGCUACUUCCUCGGAGCCCAGAUCAAUGUUUCCGACAGUAUGGGCACCGAGUUCAAGGACGUCAUGGAGCUUCUCAAGUACGGUGCAUCAGCAGACGUCUGUUCAACGAGUUCGAAACCCCAAGACUCUGGAACCCAAGAGGCUCAAUCCAGUUCUGGUCUGGAAGACCUGUCCAGAUUAGAUUCAAAACCACCCUCGCGCCGUCAGCGCUUGUUCCAGCGCUUUCGCCGGAAGUCGCAUGGCUCCCGCUCUAACUCCCCGUCUCGUGCAGCCUGCGAGUCGGGUUCUUCCGUUCAGUCUUUGUUACACUUUUUUCCCGACAGUCAGCACCAGCUCGACGAAUACAGUACACCCUACUCCUGUUUCCUGGUCAUGCGCUAUGAAGCCUCGUCUCCCGCUCAGCGAACCCAAAACCAGGCCCACAAUCAUCAUAACCGUCGUGUUCUGACUCGAGAUCCUCCAGCAUCGUCUCGAGUGCACCUGCCAGUCGCCUUCUGCUCGCAGCACGCCCGAAGGUUGCUGAUGAACAACGGAAACGGCAACUCCAGUGGGAACGGAAGCAGGCACAAAAAGCACCAUCAUCAGCAUUCCAGAGGCGAUGAGCACGAUGAAGUUCUCGGGCACGAGGUAUUCUCCAUCCUUACGAACACCCUCAACUCCCCCAGCAUCACCCGGUUUUUCAAGGCCAACAUUCUGAGUAAAAUGGCAGACGGAGAAGCAACAUCUCUGGACCUGAUGAUCCAUUGCGACCCCGGAACUUCAGCAGCCGCUCACUCUCCUCCCUCCCCGCUAUCCCCCACCACGGUAAUUGGACCGGGCCCUUCCGAGAACAAAACAACGACAGCAGUUUCGGGAAGUUCUAAUGUUUGUGGUUCUUGCCUCGCUCCUCCUUCCCCUCUCAAAGCUGUCGUCAAUUUUUCGAGGAAGGGAUCUGCCCCGGUGACAUCGUCUUCUACGCAAGUGGUGCUGAAUGAAGGCACUGGGAGUGGGGGUGGGACUUGUGAGCGUGCGGAAGGACGGCCCAGGCUUAGCGAAACGCUUGACCGAGGCGCAGGGCUGGUGAGUCAGGUGUUGUUUGGUCCGGGAAGGAUGAGGCGAAUGGUUAGCACCUGGGUGCCGCUGAAAGGUGCGGAGGGAGAGGUCAAGUGGGUUGUUUUAGUUUUGACUACAGCUGGAACCCCGAAAUGA
This is a messenger RNA of Thermochaetoides thermophila DSM 1495, 2376 nucleotides long. RefSeq lists its product as uncharacterized. Bases 1 to 2376 code for a protein of 791 amino acids. The transcript is spliced from 2 exons. Gene Ontology annotation, cellular component: nucleus. The record is from RefSeq and is a predicted model, not a curated record. NCBI's taxonomy places the organism in Eukaryota, Fungi, Ascomycota, Sordariomycetes, Sordariales, Chaetomiaceae.